AGAGUCGCAUACAUCUUAUUGACUUGACCAGAAUCCCCUUCCGUCUCCUCCCAUCUCGUCAACGGCGCAAUAACAAUCUCCACCGCCCCAAGGGGCGCUCCUGACAUUCCCUUGGUGCCCAGACUAUGGGGCCGGAGUGUGACUUGAUCUUGGAGCCUAGGUACCCUCAUCUCAACUCAUUCCUCCACGCCCGCCACAUCCGCCACCAUGUCCAAAAUCGACAAGCUGUCCAUUAUCGGCAUCCGGUCCUUUGGACACGUUGACCGCCAGAAUAUCGCCUUCUUCACUCCACUCACCCUUAUCGUUGGCUAUAACGGUUCCGGCAAGACAACCAUUAUCGAGUGUCUGAAAUAUGCAACCACCGGCGAAUUACCCCCGAACAGCAAGGGCGGAGCCUUCAUUCACGACCCAAAGCUUGCGGGCGAGCGCGAGGUUUCCGCCCAGGUUAAGCUCCGAUACGAUGUCCCGCCCAACACUAGCUAUGUCGUCACUCGGAGCCUACAGCUCACGAUGAAGAAGACCGCGAGAACCCAAAAGACUCUCGACGCCACCCUGGCCAGCAACUGUGACGGGGAGAAGAGCUCUGUCUCAUCUAAAGAAGCAAAUUUGAAUAAGCUUAUUUCCGACACGCUUGGAGUUUCGCCCGCGAUUCUCGAUGCUGUCAUCUUCUGCCACCAGGAAGAAUCUCUAUGGCCGAUGAGUGAGCCCGCUGCCUUGAAGAAGCGAUUCGACGAGAUAUUCGAGGCAAUGAAAUACACAAAAGCUAUCGAGAACCUCAAGGUGCUUCGGAAGAAACAGGGCGAGACAUUGGCGAGGCUCAAGACGAAAGAAAUCGGCGAUAAACAGAAUAAAGAUAAGGCCGAGAAAUGUGAGGUGCGAUGUAGGGAGUUAGAGGCGGAGAUCGAAGCUCUUAGAACGGAGGCAGAAGGUCUCCACGUUCAGGUAGAAGAGGCUGCAAAGAAGGCUAAAGAGCGCCGUGAAUCGGCCAACAGUUACCUCGGCAUCCAUAAUGAGUUGCAAAUGAAGAAAGAGGAGCUUCGCCUUCGUACAAUCUCUCUCGAGGAGUCCAGGGGCAGAAUGGACCAAGAGCUAAGUGAGUCGGACAGCUGGCUACAAGAUGCACUUUCCAAGUACGAAGAGCAUGUCGCACGAUAUGAGCAAGACAUCGAGGAGAACAUAUCCCAGUACAAGGAGUACAAGGAUAGCCUUGAUGAAUACCGCCAGCAACAUUCUGAGAAGCUAGCUGAGCGAGGUAGACAUGAGUCCGACAAGGCAAAGUACGAACGUCAGCUUAAGUCGCGGAUUCACCUUGUACAACAAGCAGCACAACUCCACAGUAUCCGCGGGUUUGACGGUGACUUAGAUGACCAAAAAGUGCAAUCGUUUUAUGACCGCAUACAAAGGCUCUUAGUAGAGAAGAAACAAGAACUAGAUCGUCUGCAGGCCCAGAACGCGAGCGAAACGGAUAACCAGACGGCUGCCAUAACCGAGCUGGAGGGCCAGAAAUCGCGACAUACCCAGGAUCGUGUGUUCGCGAAACAAAGGAUCACAGCUUGUGAGAAGAGCAUUGCAGCCCUCCAGAGGGAUCUUAACGCAGUGGAGAUUGACGAAGGGGCCAAAGCCAUACUUGAAUCUGAAUCCAAAGACCUAGAGUCGCGCUUCCAGCAGGCAUCUCAAGAUUUACAGAACGCAGACUUUGACCGCAAGUUGCAGCAGGAAGAACUACACCUACAGCAACUCGAAGGUGAAAGUAGUAGACUUGGCCGUGAGCUUGUAGAAUCUACGAGGCUUCUCUCUGAUCGAGCGCAGCUAGAGGUUCGUAAAGAGGAAUUGAUGGAGAAGAAUCGAAGGCUCGUCACACUACAGAGCACCUGGAACGAAAAGCUGACCUCGCUACUUGGUGGAGCCUGGGACCCUGCAACAGUUGAGAAAGAGUUUCACAAAGGCUUACAAGUCAAGAACCAGGCUCUUGACGAAGCCUCCCGGAAACGUGAUGAUACAUUGCAGCAGCUCAAAACCGUACAGACAAACUUGACAAGCAUCAAGGAGCGGAAUAGAAAACGUGAUACAGAAUCCACAAGAUGCAAGAACAUUGUGGUUGGGGCACUUAAGAAUGUCGACCCAGACGCAGACUUGGGUGUUGACGCCCUUCCAACGGAGAUUGAGCGUCUCGAAAGCGAUAUCGUAACACUAAAAAACGAUUUAUCGCUGUCUACGGAGAUGAGCAAGUAUUAUGCCAGCUGCAGAAAAACUAUGAAUGAAAAGAACAAAUGCGAGCUUUGCGAGCGUCCCUUUGCUAAUGCGAACGAUAAAUCGAGGUUGGCCGCCAAGAUUCGAUCCGUACUUGAGCAAUUUGGGAAGACUGAGCUGGAGGUCGAGUUGAAAGAAUCUGAGCAGCUGUUGAGUCAACUUCGAGCCGCCCGGCCUCAGAGCGAGACAUACAUACGCCUGCUCGCGGAAAAAAAGGAAUCCGAAAAGGAACUGCAAGAUGUUCUGAACAAGGAAGCUAGCACUCUUCGCAUCUUGGAGGGCAUGGAUGACACUGUUCGGGCGAAGCAAGAAGAGCGCCAGGAUUUUGAAUCAAUGAGCAAGACCGUCCUUAACAUUUCGCAUACCCACAAGGACAUCAUGGAAGCCGAGGCCCAAGUCGACCGAAUCACGUCCCAGCAGCAAUCUAGUGGUACUAUUAGAACCACCCAGGAGAUCACCGAACUACAGACCGAAUGCGGAGAGAAAUUAAAGGUCGUAAAGAACAAGAUAACCAAGUUGUCAAAUGAGAAGCAGCGUUUGCGAGAUACAGUGAAUAUGUUAGAAUUAGAGCGAAGCGAGUUACGAAACAAGCUGAGCGAUGCUGUUCGACAGCUUGAAAGGAAGACAGGGUAUCAAACCCAGAUUCAGGGGCAGAAAACUGAUAUCGCGAAGCAGAGAGAAAUUAUCCAGGACGCCGACAAAGACUUGGAAUCUGUGGAGCCUGAAAUCUCGAAAGCACGAGCCAUCAGAGAUGACAUAUUACAAAGAGGCCGUAACAAGGAGAAGAAAGUCGCUGGCGAGCGGGAUGGCCUUGCGGGUUCUGUGAGUGAGCUGAAGAUGAUCGACAUUGAUAUCCAGGAUUACCUGAGACGUGGUGGCCCAUCAAACCUCAACCUCAACGAACAAGCAAUUCAAGCACUUGAGAGAACCAUCAAGCGUACCGAUGAAGACAUGGUUGCUUUGGUUGCGCGGGCCAACAAGAUGAAGGAAGAUAUGGCGAGUAGCGACAAGAAGAAGAAUAAUAUUAAAGAGAAUUUGACCCAUCGCAAAGCAGCACGUGACGUCGACACACUCCAGGGCAAAGUUGUGGAGUUGGAAUCUCGAAGAGCCGAAGAAGAUUACGAGCGACUCAAAGCGGAGGCUGAACGGUUCGACUCCGUGAGUCAUAUGAAAAAUGCUGAACGAGGUGCCGUCAUGGGAGCUAUGAAAUCUAAGGACGAGGAACUGGUAAAGUUGUUGCGGGAGUGGGACCUUGAGUACGAGAACGCUGCUCAAACGUACCGCGAGACACAUAUCAAGGUUGAGACUACCAAGGCGGCCAUUGAGGACCUCGGUCGAUACAGCACGGCACUGAAUAAUGCCAUUAUGCAGUAUCACGCCAUGAAAAUGGAGGAAGUAAACCGGAUUGCUGGCGAGUUGUGGCAGAGCACCUAUCAAGGGACAGACAUCGACACGAUCUUGAUUCGGUCAGAUAGCGAGGCCACGAAUGGGCGAAGUUCAUACAACUACCGUGUCUGCAUGGUGAAACAGGAUACGGAGAUGGACAUGCGAGGACGGUGCUCGGCUGGUCAGAAAGUGCUUGCCUCUAUUAUUAUACGUCUAGCACUCGCCGAGUCAUUUGGUAUUGGGUGUGGGCUCAUUGCCCUCGACGAGCCCACGACUAAUCUGGAUCGUGACAACAUCAAGUCACUGGCCGAAUCGCUGCAUUCUAUCAUCAAGGCCCGUCGUGUGCAGAGAAAUUUCCAGCUCAUUGUCAUCACACACGACGAAGAUUUCCUCCGACAUAUGCGUUGCUCGGAAUUCUGCGAUGAUUUUUGGCGUGUCAGCCGUGACGAGAAGCAAAAUAGUCGCAUCGAGCGAGAAAGCAUUGCCACCAUUGUUUAAGCGUCGCUUAUUCAUCGAUCGUAGGUUCAGGGUGUGGGUGUAAUUGAUCAGGACGAUCUAGAUCUGAUUUAGCCUGGGUUUUAGGAGGGAUAUAGCGAGGCGUUUUCUAUCAGAGGCUUUCCCCCCUAUCUUUGACGAUCGUUGCCUUGCAA
Xylaria bambusicola is the source of this 4286-nucleotide messenger RNA. Its product is annotated as AAA domain-containing protein. Gene Ontology annotation, biological process: telomere maintenance via recombination; double-strand break repair; telomere maintenance via telomerase. Lineage: Eukaryota; Fungi; Ascomycota; Sordariomycetes; Xylariales; Xylariaceae. Bases 208 to 4134 code for a protein of 1308 amino acids. Gene Ontology annotation, molecular function: double-stranded telomeric DNA binding; single-stranded telomeric DNA binding; G-quadruplex DNA binding. The transcript has a single exon. Gene Ontology annotation, cellular component: condensed nuclear chromosome; nucleus; Mre11 complex. The record is from RefSeq and is a predicted model, not a curated record.